AUCUCUAAUUAGUUUUCCGUCAUGUGUAAGCACUGUGUGCACACACUGGCAACAAGCUAACAGCUGUUUUAUAAGACGAAGAUUAUACAAACGGUUGAUACUUUAAUGUUGUGAAUCGAAUUGUAAAUUGUUAAUAACAAUUUAAAUUAAACGUUUUAAAUGCUACGCACCUUUGGCUCGUUGCGCGUGCACUGCCAGCAGCUGCUGAGGCACACAAACAAACAACAACUAUCGACGCGAACGUGCCGCAAACAGUCAACAUUUGGAGGCAACCGCAGUGAUCCAGAUGCACUGCGAAAAUUACGCUCUAAAUCAACACUAUACUACAUAACUGCUGGCGGUGUACUGAUUGUGGGCUUCAGCUAUGCGGCUGUGCCACUGUACAGUAUAUUUUGCCAGGCAUACAGUUAUGGUGGCACUACUUCGCAAGGCCACGAUGCCGAGAAGGUGGAGCACAUGGUGAAAGUGAACGACCGAGUGCUCAAGAUACGGUUCAAUGCCGACAUUGGCUCUUCCAUGCGCUGGAACUUUAAGCCGCAACAGUAUGAAAUAAAAGUUGCACCCGGCGAAACAGCACUCGCCUUCUACACAGCCAAAAAUCCGACAGACAAACCGGUGGUUGGCAUCAGCACCUACAAUGUGAUUCCAUUCGAGGCGGGUGCAUACUUUAAUAAAAUCCAAUGCUUUUGCUUUGAAGAGCAAAUGCUUAAUCCUCACGAGGAGGUGGAUAUGCCUGUGUUCUUCUACAUUGAUCCAGAAAUCACGCAAGAUCCGGCACUCGAGUAUUGUGACACCAUUACACUAUCCUACACGUUCUUCGAGGCAAAAGAAGGCUUACAACUUAACUUUCCCAGUUAUGCUAAGCCUCAUGCAGCUAACGCAUAGAGUAUGCUUUGUACAGACUUCGUUAAAUAAAUCGUUGUUUAAUUUUUAAA
Molecule: messenger RNA, 935 nt
Organism: Drosophila hydei
Lineage: Eukaryota; Metazoa; Arthropoda; Insecta; Diptera; Drosophilidae
Gene: Cox11
Product: cytochrome c oxidase assembly protein COX11, mitochondrial
Exons: 1
Coding region: 160-885 (241 amino acids)
Cellular component (GO): mitochondrial inner membrane
Molecular function (GO): copper ion binding
Source: RefSeq, a predicted model, not a curated record